CUUGUCACCAGAAAACCAUCCGAGCCUAAUUGCAUCAAUUAAAACUCAAUUUUAACCCUGGGCUUUAUGUUGCCCCGAGACGUGCACGCAUGCUAUAAUUCGAAUAAUAGGAGCCUGAGAAGAAUUACCAGCCCGUCUAUAUACACGUGCAAAGUCCGUCGAACCGCAUACUACACUUAGCAGUUUAUUGCGGCAUCCCUGUUCAUGAUAUCAGCCUUUGCGAUUUCCCUUACCAUAAUCGCCCAACAUGUCACGACACAGCGCCUUUAACAACUACGAUUACGACAACGAGCUUGAUGAGUACGAUGGUUACGACAACACAGGAGAGGAAGAGCUCAGUCCAGAAGACCGUGAAUCGAUGGUCCUGGGCACAUCUGCCGUUCGUGAAGCCCUCGCUACCGAAUCAUCUAAAGUCACAACGGCCCAGAUUCAGGAGGCACUAUGGCACUACUAUUACGACGUAGACAAGUCGGUCGCCUAUUUGGUCAGCAAGUAUAUCUCGCCGCCGGCCGACAGCAAAAAGGCGAAAAAGGCAACAAAUAACCCGGAAGCCGACCAUCAAGUGUGCGCAGCCGAAGGGUGUUCAAUGGAGGGAUCCAGGGACUUGGCAUGGUACGGAGGUUACGGUACCGCCUCAACAACGACCAAACCGUCAGCUUUCAGACCCCCAGUGUCUUUUUGGUUUGACGAUAUGCCGUGGUUGAAUGUCCCCGAUCACCGACGGGCCGAAUUCAUUGCACCGGAGCUCCCACGCGGUGGGCUUCUCGGUGGAUCUGGCGCGGCUCCAAAGAUGUCCAAGCUGCAGGCAUUGGCCGCCGCCCGAAAGAAAAAGGCUAGCGAGAAGAAGAUUGAGGAAACCGAAACCUCUCCGGAGCAGGAGAUGGGCAAUCUGUCUUUGCAAUCUUCACAGACCAAGGUGUCAACCACGCCGAAGCUUGGUGCGUUAGUCAAGAAAAGAAAAGAUGCCGCCUCUGUCUCAUCAGACUACUGUCCACCACAGUCGGUAGCAGUAGCUCAACAUGAGGUCCCUACCAUGGACGGCACUGCAGAUGAGAUGGAUACAAAAACAACUUCCAGCGAGACUGAGCUGAAUACCAACGAAGUCGCUGAACCAUCGGCUUUCGCUCUCACGCUGCUGGGACCCAGAUCCAACUCAGAAUCUUCUCAGAAGCAACAGCAGUCGUUCGGGCUUCCUUAUCUGGUCAUGGAUCCUUCCAUUUCGGACAUUUUCUCACGACCCUCCCCGGACGAUAGGGUCAUGACGGCACAAGCGCAAGCCGGGAAACCCAAGGCCACGGCCAAAAAGGGCAAAUCCGAUAAAGUUGACUCGCUGUCCAACUCGGUGCAGAGCUUGAAGGUUGAGGAUGUCGCUCCUCUUCCCAAGAGUAAAAAUCUGGAUGUUCUUGGCGAGUACGAGAAGAGCAUCAAGAAGAAGAAUGCGAGUUUUGUCGUUGUGGGGCAUGUCGAUGCGGGCAAAAGCACCAUGAUGGGGAGACUACUUCUAGAUAUGAACGUGGUUGAUGACAGGACCAUCAGCAAGUACAAAAAGGAAGCCGAGGCGAUGGGCAAGGGAUCCUUCGCACUCGCAUGGGUUUUAGACUCAACAAGUGACGAGAGAGCUCACGGCGUUACCAUUGAUAUCGCCAAAAGUCGCUUCGAGACCGAGAGCACGAUCUUCACGAUUCUAGAUGCACCAGGCCAUCAGGACUUUGUCCCGAAUAUGAUAGCAGGAGCCAGUCAAGCAGAUUUUGCUAUUUUGGUGAUAGAUGCUACUGUUGGGGCUUAUGAGCGUGGUCUCAAGGGUCAAACAAAGGAACACGCACAGUUGAUUAGAAGCAUCGGCGUUUCUCGCAUUAUUGUGGCAGUCAACAAGCUCGAUGCUAUGAACUGGUCCCAGGAUCGCUUCAACGAGAUCUCUGACGGCAUGUCGGGAUUCAUGUCGGCACUUGGAUUCCAGAUGAAGAAUAUUAGCUUCAUCCCGCUAUCUGGGCUGAAAGGUGACAACAUGGUCAAACGAUCAACAACAGAAGCUGCAUCUUGGCACACAGGCCCGACGUUGCUUGAGGAACUGGAAAGUUCAGAGCCAAUGACCCGUGCGCUGAAGGAACCAUUACGGAUAACAGUCUCAGAUAUAUACAACAUCGGCCAGAACACACUCACGGUUGGCGGGAGGUUAGACGCCGGAUCGGUCCAGAUGGGCGAUGCCCUGCUUGUGCAACCGAGCGGAGAGAAAGCCUACGUUAAAACCAUAGAGGUCGACUCAGAAGAUGUGGACUGGGCAGUUGCUGGUCAGAAUGUGCUGCUACAGUUAUCUCACAUUGAUCCUGAGCGAGUUAGAGCCGGGGAUGUGAUUUGCGACCCGACCAACCCGAUCCAGUGCAUCGACAGCUUUACGGCAAAGGUUCUCGCUUUUGAUCACCUCUGGCCCAUGCCACUACAAGUACAUCGAGGUCGACUGGACGCUGUUGGUACUUUACAGUCUAUGCUGGCCGUACUGGACAACGCGACAGGGACAGUUGUCAAGAAGAAGCCGAAAAUCGUCAAGCCAGGCAUGACUGCUCGCGUGGUUGUCAAGAUGACUGGGACUAAAGUACCACUGGAAGCUGGGCAGCGCAUCAUCUUGCGAUGUGACGGUAGGACUCUGGCAGCUGGGAUUAUCGAAUAGCAGUAGAUGGAGAUAGUCAGCGAUAGUCAUGUAUCGAAGAGACAGCGGUUCGGAUUGAACAAGUGACAUA
Molecule: messenger RNA, 2735 nt
Organism: Pyricularia grisea
Lineage: Eukaryota; Fungi; Ascomycota; Sordariomycetes; Magnaporthales; Pyriculariaceae
Exons: 3
Coding region: 248-2665 (805 amino acids)
Biological process (GO): translation
Molecular function (GO): GTPase activity; GTP binding
Source: RefSeq, a predicted model, not a curated record